Aspergillus clavatus NRRL 1 is the source of this 1707-nucleotide messenger RNA. RefSeq names its product dicarboxylic amino acid permease agtA. Gene Ontology annotation, cellular component: membrane. Gene Ontology annotation, biological process: amino acid transmembrane transport. Gene Ontology annotation, molecular function: amino acid transmembrane transporter activity. Bases 1 to 1707 code for a protein of 568 amino acids. The record is from RefSeq and is a predicted model, not a curated record. The transcript has 4 exons. Lineage: Eukaryota; Fungi; Ascomycota; Eurotiomycetes; Eurotiales; Aspergillaceae.
AUGGGGUACGCAGAGGAGGGCCUCUCCUCGGAGCUGCCGGUCAAGCAUGAAAUGUCCAACGAUGUCAAGGCUGCCGAAGAAGGUGUCAUCACCGAAGAGCAUCAUGUCGAACUUCAGCGUGCCCUCAAAUCUCGUCACAUCACCAUGAUCGCCAUCGGUGGUGCCAUUGGUACUGGUCUCAUUAUCGGAACUGGAGGCGCUCUGGCAAAAGAUUGUACUGACUCUCUUCAGCCCGGUGCAAUCCUCAUCUCGUACUCGUUCGUCGGUUUCAUCGUCUACCUCGUCAUGUGUGGUCUGGGAGAAAUGGCCACCUGGUUGCCCAUGCCCUCUGGUUUCACCGGUUAUGCCGUUCGUUUCUGUGACCCGGCUCUAGGAUUCGCCAUCGGUUGGACAUACUGGUUCAAAUACAUUAUCGUGACGCCCAAUCAAUUGACAGCCGGCGCCCUGGUCAUAUCGUUCUGGAUCGACACCACCCGGGUCAAUGCCGGGGUGUGGAUCACCGUCUUCCUCGUGCUGAUCGUCUGCAUCAACUACUUUGGCGUGCGCUUCUUUGGCGAGUUCGAAUUCUGGCUGUCCUCGUUCAAGGUCGUCGUCAUCGUCGGGCUCAUCCUGCUGUCCUUCAUCUUGAUGCUGGGCGGCGGGCCCGACCAUGACCGCAAGGGGUUCCGCUACUGGAAGAGCCCCGGCGCCUUCAACUGGUACAUCGAGGAAUCCGCCGCGGGCCGCUUCUACGCCUUCUGGGCCACCAUGGUGUCGGCCACCUUCGCCUACCUGGGCACCGAGCUGGUCGGCGUGACCGUCGGUGAAGCGCAGAACCCGCGCAAGACGAUCCCGCGCGCCAUCAAGCUGACCUUCUACCGCAUCCUCUUCUUCUACGUGAUCAGCGUGCUCCUCGUCGGCACCCUCGUCCCCUACAACUCGCCCAAGCUCAUCUUCGCCACCAAGCAGUCCAGCUCGGCCGCCGCGUCGCCCUUCGUCGUCGCCAUCGAGCUGGCCGGCAUCCCCGUCCUCCCGCACAUCCUCAACGCCUGCAUCCUCCUCUUCGUCUUCUCCGCCGCCAACUCCGACCUCUACAUCGCCACCCGGACCAUCUACGGCCUCGCCCGCGAAGGCAAGGCCCCCGCCAUCUUCGCCCGCACCGACCGCCGCGGCGUCCCCAUCUACGCCCUCGCCAUCUCCGCCACCAUCGCCUGCCUCGCCUACAUGAACGUCUCCAGCGACUCCAAGACCGUCUUCGCCUACUUCGUCGACCUCGUCACCAUCUUCGGCCUCCUCACCUGGAUCUCCCUCCUCGUCACCCACAUCCACUUCGUCCGCGCCCGCAAGGCCCAGCACGUCCCCGACGCCGACCUCGCCUACCGCGCCCCCUUCGGCGCCGCCGGCUCCUACUUCGCCCUCGUCUUCUGCUGCAUCAUCGCCCUCACCAAGAGCUACGACGUCUUCACCCACAACCCCAAAUGGGGCCGCUUCAACUACAAGACCUUCAUCACCGCCUACCUCGGCAUCCCCCUCUACCUCAUGCUCAUCUUCGGCUACAAGCUCGUCACCCGCUGCAAGGGCGUCGACCCCGCCGAGGCCGACCUGUGGUCGGGCAAGGAGGAGAUCGAUCGCGAGGAAGCCGAGUUUCUGGCCCGCAAGGCAAUGGAGGAGCCGCAUAACCCGCGCGGCAACUGGUUCUAUAACACGUUUGUGGCGUGGUUGUUCUAG